GCCCAUUGCCUUCAGAUCGCGUGGUGCAGUCGCAGGAGUUACGGUGUCACGAUAGGAACAGCACGUUUAUUUUGACCAGGAGUAGUGAGUAUUCAGUGGUCUGCUGCCAUGCCGGGGAAGAGGCCAGUAAAGAGGGUGACCCAACCGGAGGACAUAAAACCCCCUAAAAAAGUGAAAGUGUCCCACAGUAGCCAUGGUAAGGAGAAGGGGCUGGUGCUGGUUUUGGGGCAGGGCGACGUGGGCCAGCUAGGCCUGGGGGAGGAUGUAUUGGAGCGGAAGAAGCCCGCUUUGGUCAGCCUGCCAGAGGGGGUGCUGCAGGCCGUGGCGGGGGGCAUGCACACAGUCUGCCUCAGCGAAACGGGAAACGUGUACACAUUCGGCUGUAACGAUGAGGGCGCUCUCGGGCGGGACACUGCAGAGGAGGGGUCGGAGACGAGCCCGGGGAAGGUGGAGCUGGGGGAGCGGGUGGUGCAGGUCUCUGCCGGGGACAGCCACACAGCCGCUCUCACUGAGGAGGGGGUGGUCUACGCCUGGGGCUCCUUCAGGGAUAAUAACGGAGUCAUCGGUCUGCUGGAGCCCAUGAGGAAGAGUGCGUCACCUGUCAAGUACCUGAUUGACGAGCCGGUGGUUAAAAUUGCGUCAGGUAACGACCACCUGGUGAUGCUGACGGUGAGCGGGGGGCUGUACAGCUCGGGCUGCGGGGAGCAAGGGCAGCUGGGAAGGGUUCCGGAAUGCUUCGCCAACCGGGGGGGCAGGAAGGGCCUCCAGCGGUUGCUGGUCCCGCAGGCGGUGCCCCUGCGCUCGCGGGGUAAGGUGCACUUCACAGACGUGUUCUGCGGGGCGUACGUCACCUUCGCCGUGUCCAGAGAGGGCCACGUGUACGGCUUCGGCCUGUCCAACUACCACCAGCUGGGCACUCCAGGUACAAACACCUACUUCGUCCCCGUCAAACUGACCGCCUUCAAAAACUCCACCACCUCCUGGGUCAGCUUCGCUGGAGGCCAGCACCACACUGUCUGCCUCGACUCAGAAGGGAAGGUGUACAGUCUGGGGAGGGCCGAGUACGGCCGUCUGGGGCUCGGUCCGGGGGCAGAGGAGAAGAGCGAGCCCACGCCUGUCCCAGGCCUCGACUCCGCCCAGGUGGUGGCCUGUGGAGCCUCCGUCAGCUACGCUGUCACUAAGCAAGGCUGUGCGUUUGCGUGGGGGAUGGGGACGAACCUGCAGCUGGGCACGGGGGAGGAGGACGAUGAAUGGUCCCCAGUCCUGAUGAGCGGAAAACAGCUGGAGAAGCGCGCAGUGAUCAGCCUGUCCAGCGGGGGGCAGCACACCGUACUACUGGUCAGAGACAAGCAGGAGUGCUGAUAGGCCGGCCAGGGAAGGGGGUGUGCCUCCUGGAGGGGGCUGCAUCCUGAUCAGCAGGGGCAAAGCAAGAGGAUUAUUUUUUAAAUCUAGUUUAAACUUUUUCUUUCUUAAUUACUUUUAAGGAGACUCUUUAGUGAGUGAUUCAGGGAUGUCAAUAUUUAAUGACUGUUGGCUGACUGGAGAAACACACACACACACACACCUAGCGCGCACACACACACACACACACACACACGCCUAGCGUGCACGCACACACACACACACACACACACACACGCCUAGCGUGCACACACACACACACUGGACAAUAACAAGCCAGUCAAGUGUCUUCAGCCCAAACCCUCCCUUCACAGGUGUUGACAUCAUUGCGUUUCCUGACAGCCGUGGGGGCCUGGGGUGCAUCGGCACUCAUGCAGCCCGAAUUAUGACAGACUUUUCUGGGGGGGGGGGGGGGGUGCAGAAUUUACACCCGGUUUGUUGUAGAAUCCUUGUUUUUCUUUGUAUAACUGGUACCAUCACCAAGUCCUGUCUCAUCCCAUAACAUUUCUUUGUACCCAUUACACACACAUUUGCUGGUCCUAUUGGGAAAUGAAUAAAAAUUUUAGUUUUUACCUGA
Messenger RNA from Anguilla anguilla (European eel), 1978 nucleotides. RefSeq names its product regulator of chromosome condensation 1 (gene rcc1). The transcript is spliced from 10 exons. NCBI's taxonomy places the organism in Eukaryota, Metazoa, Chordata, Actinopteri, Anguilliformes, Anguillidae. Gene Ontology annotation, molecular function: guanyl-nucleotide exchange factor activity. Gene Ontology annotation, cellular component: cytoplasm. The coding region runs from base 109 to 1362 and encodes 417 amino acids. The record is from RefSeq and is a predicted model, not a curated record.